Molecule: messenger RNA, 2233 nt
Organism: Cornus florida
Lineage: Eukaryota; Viridiplantae; Streptophyta; Magnoliopsida; Cornales; Cornaceae
Product: probable disease resistance protein At1g58602
Exons: 2
Coding region: 24-2072 (682 amino acids)
Biological process (GO): defense response to other organism
Molecular function (GO): ADP binding
Source: RefSeq, a predicted model, not a curated record
AUGAAAGGGAUCGAAUUGUGUUUAUGAGAGAGGAAGAUCUUGUGAGGAUGCUAGUUCAAGUCCACCAGAGUAGGAAGUGUUUGGUGGUUCUUGAUGACAUUUGGUCAGAGGCUGCUUGGGACUGCAUAAGGCAUGCCUUUCCUACUGGAGGAGAUAUGGGUGGCAAAAUAUUGAUCACUACGCGUAAUCAAGAAGUGGCCUUGCAUGUGGAUCCACAUGUUUACCUCCAUGAGCCACGAUUGUUGACUGAAGAUGAAAGUUGGGAACUACUUCAGAAGAAAGCAUUCACAAAACCAGAUGGCGCAGAGCCUAGAGAUGACAAAAACAUGGAGGAUUUGGGGAGGGAAAUGGUUAAACAUUGUGGAGGUCUGCCAUUGGCUGUAAUUGUGCUUGGCGGAAUUUUGGUAACAAAACAGACAUUAAGGGACUGGGAGAUGGUGCAUCGCAAUAUUAGUUCAUAUAUAAGGAAGGGAAAAGGCAUGAGGCAACAACAUGGAGUAUCACAGGUGUUAGCUUUAAGUUACAGUGACUUACCAUAUCAGUUGAAGUCGUGUUUUCUAUAUCUAGGCAAUUUCCCAGAGGAUUCUGAAAUUGAAGCCGAUAAAUUAUAUCAAUUGUGGAUUGCUGAAGGUCUGGUAUCAUUGGAUGACCGAGCAGAAGGAGAAACAAUGAUGGAUGUUGCAGAGCGCUGUCUAGUUGAACUAGCAUACAGAUACAUGGUUCAGGUGGAAGUAGAUGAGUUCAGUGGAAGGUUUAAAUCUUGCAGCCUUCAUGACCUGAUGAGGGAUCUGUGCUUGUUAAAGGGAAAAGAACAAAAUUUCUUAAUGGUCGUUGAUUUUCGGCAUGGAAGCGAGAAGCUUGUGGAUUAUUCCUCUUACUACUCUUCAUUGGACAGUAAAGUACGCAGACUAGCCAUCCAUUUGGGUGAAGAUGGUUUCCCCAAGAUUAGAACAGCUCAGCACCUUCGGUCCCUUUCAUUCUUUGUUCCAUCCAAAUAUAUUUGCAUACCUAUGCCGAAGAAUUUCCAUUUCAAAGGCUUCAAAGUGUUGAGAGUUCUAGAUCUUGGCGGAAUCCAGUUCUCUAAGAAGUUAGCCAGAGCAGUUGGAAAGCUAAUUCAUCUCAGGUACUUGAGUUUAAGAAAUUCUGGGUUCAGAAAGUUGCCUUCAUCUAUAGGCAACUUAGGGUUCUUGCAAACCUUAGAUUUAAGGUUGCAUGAACAAUUAGGAGUAUCUGGAACAAUACCAAAUGUCCUGUGGAAGAUGAAAAGCUUGAGACAUCUAUAUCUUAAUGAUCUUGUAAAAACAAAAGAAAUAUUGAGAUUGGAUGGUUUGAGCAAGCUGGAGUUACUGGAAACCUUCACUACACAUCUGUUUGAUCUUAAAGACCUCUUCAUGCUUACCAACCUUUGGAAACUAAAUGCACGUGUCCAGGUAGAAGUACUUGAAGACUUGGUGGCCAUCAUCAACUACCUAAACAUCAGGGCAAACCGACUCCAGCACUCGUCAUUUUACAUUGGAUACAACUUUUGUUCCGAAGAAGAGGUAAAUCUUUUGAGACAAUUGCUAGAGUGCCGUCGCCUUAAUGCAUUGCAUAUAGGAGGUGUUAUAGGUAAGUUACCCGAACACCAUCAUUUCUCUCCAAACCUCACUAUGUUAGAAUUCAGUAGAUCUGAGCUCAAGGAGGACCCAAUGGCAACACUGGAGAAGCUUCCUAACUUAAGAAGGCUUGCCUUGGGUUCUAAUGCCUUCGUGGGAGUGAAAAUGGUUUGCUCUAAGUUGGGUUUCCCUCAACUCAAAUUUCUAAAACUCAAAGAACUAUCCAACUUGGAGGAAUGGAUGGUGGAUGAAGGAUCAAUGCCCAAUCUUUCUUCUUUAGAAAUUGGUUGUGAGAGAUUGAAGAUGGUUCCAGAUGGAUUGAGAUUCAUAUCUACCCUUCAGGAAUUGAAGAUUUCGAUCUCGUCAGAAGAUUUUCAAAGACGACUUCGAGUGGUACAUGGGGAAGAAGGAGCUGAUCUCUACAAAGUUCAACAUGUCCCUUCCAUCAUAUUUAAUCCAUUGAUUCACUGGUUAUGAGCUUUGGUGGUGGUUGGUGAUGAAGAUGAGAAAUGGGUUUGCUAUUUUGCAUUGGAACUUUUUUGUUUUUCAUUUCACUGUGUUGACUUCCUGGUUUGAAAAAUGUAGCUAUAUAUAUAUAUAAUGAAGGAACCAAAAGACAAGAAAAAGUGAGCGAAAUA